Messenger RNA from Lactuca saligna, 351 nucleotides. The record is from the annotation of a GenBank genome assembly. NCBI's taxonomy places the organism in Eukaryota, Viridiplantae, Streptophyta, Magnoliopsida, Asterales, Asteraceae.
AUGCCAAAUAGAAGAUUGAUUUUCCAAGAUAUUGCGAUUAUGCUUCAUGGGAAACAUGAUUUUUGUAUGAAAAUGGAGAAAGUUGUGAGGCAUGGAGGGGGGUUGGUGUUCAAGUCGUUUCAUUGGUUGGUGAAGAGACUUGAGAGUAAUAGGGUAUUGAUAGGGGCGAUUGUUGUGGAGGGCGAAAUCGGUAUUUCACGUCAGUUGAAGCAAUGUGCGGUGGAGCAAAAGAUUCCGGUGGUGCCGUUUGAUUGGAUUGUGAAGAGUUUGUAUGCGGGUAGGGUUGUUCCUUCACUUGAAGAAUUCAAGAACACAUAUAGAGUUCCUUUGGAAAUGAGUGAAGAAAUAUAA